Rotaria sordida is the source of this 1881-nucleotide messenger RNA. Lineage: Eukaryota; Metazoa; Rotifera; Eurotatoria; Philodinida; Philodinidae. The record is from the annotation of a GenBank genome assembly.
AUGACUGAUAUUGAACAACCGGAAGAAUUAACUGGCAAUAUGCAACAGUUAAUAGCAGCUAAAGCUGAAGAAUUAUUUAAUUUAUGUGAUACAGAACAAAAAGGUUUUAUUAUAAAAAAAGAUAUGCAACGUUUACGUGAUGAACUUGGUGUUGAACCUGAACAACUUGAAGAUGUUUUUGAUUCAUUAGAUAUUGAUCAUAAUGGUUUUCUUACAUUAGAAGAAUUUACAUCUGGUUUUGGAAUGUUUCUUGGUGAUCAAAUCGGUGCUGGAAAUGAACAAGAAAUGAUUGAACAUAAUCCAAAUGAUAAAGAAGAACAACAAUUAUUUCAUGAUACAUUAGAAUCAUUAGGAGCUAAAGAUUUAUAUGAUGAUGAAGAAACAAUAAUGGGUUUAUGGAUGAAAUUACGUGAAAAUGAUCCAGUUUUAUUACGACAAUUUGAACAAUUUAUUGGUAAAAUUACACAAGAAAUUCGACGUUCAAAAUUAGAUCAUAGAAGUAUUGAAGCUGCUUUACAAAGUAAAUCAUCAGUACAUGAAUCUGAAAUAAAAAAAUUAUAUGAUGAAAUGGAACAACAAAUAAAAGCUGAAAAAGCUAAAGUUGUUGCACAAGAAAAAUUAAAAGAACGUGAACUUCGAGAACAAAUGGAUCGUGAAUUACGUUCAAAAGAACAACAAUUAGCUGAAAUAACAAAAAAACAAAGUGAUUUAGAAAUGAAAUUACUUCGAUUAAAUUUAAAUGAAUCAGAUACAAAAAAUGAAAAUGAACGAUUACAAAAAGAAAAAGGUCAACUUGAAGAGCAAUUACAAGAAUUAACAAAGAGUCUUGAAGAAUCGAAAAAUUAUAUAUCUCAAUUACAAACCCAAACAAAAAAAGAAAAACGAGAUCGAGCAAAACAAGCUUUAAAUUUAACAGAAAAUAUUGCUAUUGAACGUGAAAAUCUUGUUAAACAACUUGAUUCACUUAAAUCUAUUAAUAAACGAUUAGUUGACGAACGUGAUCUUAAUCACGGUUCUAAACAACAAGAACGUAGUCCAUCUCCACCUCGUUCGUCAACAAAACCAACGGCUAAACGAGGUUCUAUUCUUUCAGAUUAUUUUAGUUCACUACAUAGACGAACUAGUGAACCAGAAGAAGAUGAUGAUCUGAUGAAUGACGGUGAAAAUAGUAUUGAAUCAACACGAAAUCCAAAACGUCGUUCAAGACCAAGAGAAUUGGGUGCACGUGAACAACCAGUUGGUGCUAAUUCAGUUUUUCAACAUUCAGAAUUAAUGAAUGUUGCACCUAAUGCAGUACCUGAUCGAAUGUUUAAAAUAGCAUUUAUCGGCGAUAGUGGUGUUGGAAAAACAAGUUUUAUUCAACGAUUUUGUACUGAUAAUUUUAAAGAUACAUUUGCAGCAACAAUUGGUGUUGAUCUUCAAGUUAAAAUGAUUAAUAUUGAAAAUCGUAUUAUUGCAUUACAAUUAUGGGAUACGGCUGGUCAAGAAAGAUUUCGAAGUAUAACAAAACAAUAUUUUCGUAAAUCUGAUGGUGUUAUUUUGGUUUAUGAUGUAACAUCUGAAGUAACAUUUCGAAAUGUUCGAGGAUGGAUGACAAGUGUUCGAGAAUCAGCAGAAGAUGAUUGUGUUAUAGCACUUGUUGGAAAUAAAACUGAUUUAUGUGAUGAUGAUGAAAAACGACCUGUGAAAUAUAAAGAUGGAGCAAAACUAGCUGAUGAAUAUGGAUGUUUAUUUUUUGAAAGUAGUGCACGAUUAGGCACAUCAAUUGUUGAAAUAAUGGAAGCAAUUGCUCGAUUAAUGCAAGAAAAAGAUGAUAAACAACGUAAAGGUGAAAAUAUAGUCGAUAUAUCGGCAAAGAAGAAAAAACGUGGUUGCUGCUAG